CUGACGUCACGGGUUCCCUAGCAACAGAACUUGGCCGUUGUUCCUGCAGAAGUCAUGGUUGGAGAGACGUUAAUCCACUCAGUUGGAACAGGGGCCACAACACGCACACACACCUGAGGAAGACAUGGGCCUGUUGUCCAUCCUUCGGAGGCUAAAGCAGUCUCCAGAACAGGAGGUGCGUUUACUGUUGCUUGGCUUGGACAAUUCUGGCAAGACCACUCUGCUGAAACAGCUGGCAGCUGAGGACAUCAGCCACAUCACCCCCACACAAGGCUUUAAUAUAAAGAGUGUUCAGUCGUCUGGCUUCAAGUUGAAUGUUUGGGACAUUGGAGGUCAGCGCAAGAUCCGACCAUACUGGAGAAAUUAUUUUGAGAAUACAGAUGUACUGAUCUAUGUGAUUGACAGCUCAGACAGGAAGAGGUUUGAAGAGACGAAUCUGGAGCUGGCUGAGUUGCUGGAGGAAGAAAAGCUUGCUGGUGUGCCGCUGUUAAUCUUUGCCAACAAGCAGGACCUGAUGACAGCCACCCCGGCGUCUGAGCUGGCAGAAAGUCUCAAUCUGCACACGAUACGGGAUCGCAUGUGGCAGGUCCAGGCCUGCUCAGCGGUCACAGCUGAAGGAGUGCAGGAUGGUAUGACCUGGGUUUGCAGAAAUAUAUCAUUUUGGAAGAAAUGACUCAGGAAGCGAAGGAUCUGUGAAGAAAUGCCGUUGCACUUUAAACUUGAGCCACCUAGUCACUUAAUGUCCAGGACACAGAGGUGACAGAAUGUUUUCUUAUGUUUUUUAUUUUUAUGAAACCUUUAUUUUUGUGUCACUCUGCUCUUGCAUGGCAGUUUUAAAACAUUUUAUGAGUAGAAGUUGCCAAUACAGUGAUUCUACAAUGUGUAUCUUGAAAUAUAUAUACUGUAUAUAUUAGGCUAUUUUAACCAAACUGUAUGCUCUUAUCUCAGUGUUCCUGUAAAGAGGUACUUUCAAUGUGAGGGUGUGUAGAGACAGCGUUCUGUGUGCUGGAUUCAUGACUGAUGGGCGUCGUAUGCCUGUGAGUCUCUCCACCUGAAGCUAGAGGGCGACCUUGCGCCAGCGUUGUCUCCCACAGCCUAAUGCCUAAUUAUUAAACCCCCUGCCUCUCAUGAACGAUGUGGCAUCCUGUGCCAUAUUCGAUUUGUUCAUUUCAUAAUCACCAUUUUAUUUCUCUAGUCAGCAUAGUGUGACAAAAAGAUUCAAGGCCAUAAACUAGUCGGUUAAUCGGCAGUAACACAUUUGGGGAUGCUUCCACAUUUUGCUUCCACUCCCGCUGUCACAGAGCUGCAUAUGGCCACACUGUGUUCUGCUCAGGUAGGGAAAAAAAAAAUCUGUAUCAUAAAACAUGAACGCUUGCACAUGCACACGGAGACCCGACCCCAGUACAUCUCUCUUGCAUACACAAUAAACCAUACAGAAACACCUUGGCCAUUCAAUUACUCAGCUACUCACCUUGUUCACCAUGAUUUACCACAAGGCAAUUGCAUUUUCCGUCUAUUUUUCUAUUUUGUCUUUUGCAGCACAUUUGCCACAAACCCCGCUAAUCUGAACUGGCCGAGUGCUCCGCUGUGGUCCUAUAGGGCAUUUACAUACAAACCUUUUCCAGGACUAAUAGCUCUCCAAUACAAUUUGCAUUUAUAUAGCCCCCUUCAUACCAACAUGAUUUGGCGCCUUUGCCCAUGAUAAAAAUAAACCUCCUCUUUUGGCCUUGA
Messenger RNA from Acanthopagrus latus (yellowfin seabream), 1731 nucleotides. Its product is annotated as ADP-ribosylation factor-like protein 3. The record is from RefSeq and is a predicted model, not a curated record. The transcript is spliced from 6 exons. Bases 125 to 673 code for a protein of 182 amino acids. NCBI's taxonomy places the organism in Eukaryota, Metazoa, Chordata, Actinopteri, Spariformes, Sparidae. Gene Ontology annotation, biological process: cilium assembly. Gene Ontology annotation, molecular function: GTPase activity; GTP binding. Gene Ontology annotation, cellular component: cytoplasm; microtubule cytoskeleton.